UACUUUUCAAGAUGGCUGCGCCCAUGAAGGAGGCAGAUUCGAAUAGAGAGAAUGUAGAAGACGAUACCCUGAACUUGUCAUCGCCCUCUUUCGAUCCUUUAAGGGCUCUUCACAGUAGUCGAGUCGUAUUGCCAUGCCCAAACACAGUGCCGUUAAAUAACAUUGCCGAAUAUGUGUCAUUUACUGAAGGGAAAUCCAGAAGACAGAGACAAGCUCAGAAACACAGUACCACAGAAAAGUUACAUGCUACUCAUAAAGGUACAGGUGUACCUAAGGAGAAAAAUGAAAAGGGUGACAGUGAAAGAAAACUUCCAAGGAAUAGAAGAAAUGUCCUCACUAGAAUGGAAGAGUAUAAAAGAGGACCACUCAAUUUUCUGCAAAGGUGUGUUCAAGAAAGGCUGUUAGUUCAGGUGUGGAUUCGAAGUGCAGUUGAUCUGAGGGGAAUGUGUAAAGGAUACAUAGUAGCUUUUGACAAACAUUUCAAUCUUGCAAUGAUUGAUGUUGAUGAGCUUUAUAGGUGUCCAUUGUGGAAAGAGGCACAACUACGCAAGGACAGCAAGAGAGAAAAACGGAGACUUAAACAACUAAAAGAACAAAUGGCACAAUUGUCAAUGACUGCUCAAACAACCACCACCAGGGAGUCGUAUUCAGAGGAAAAAGACAGCAAGGAAAGUGAAAUCAAAGUUGUCUCCCUUCCUCAGGUACCAAACAAAGUGAUCUCAUCAAAGACAGAAAGAAACUCUACCUCAGAACUUCAGUCUGUAGAAAAGAUUCAGAUGUCAGGUAAAAAUCAGACAGAUUCAUCAUCAGUGAGUGAAUGUGAAACACAAAAUCAAAAUGCCGAAGCACCUCAAGCCAGUGAACAAACACCUCAUGUGCCAGAGACUGUCUCCAUUGAAGAUGACCCUACCUCCCUUAAUAAAGAAGAACCUCUUCCUUCUAAAUCGUUACCUCAGUUUCUAGAAAGACACGUCAAUCAACUGUUUGUAAGGGGAGAUAAUGUUGUUUCUAUUAUGAUGCUAGAAUGAAAUUGGUUGAUUUUUUGCAAGAAGACAUUUUAUUUCAGUUGUUUAUUAUGUGAGAUUUAUUGUUGUACCUACUGGUAUUAUGAAUUUGAAAGAAAUUGUAGAUUU
Molecule: messenger RNA, 1133 nt
Organism: Saccostrea cuccullata (small rock oyster)
Lineage: Eukaryota; Metazoa; Mollusca; Bivalvia; Ostreida; Ostreidae
Product: U7 snRNA-associated Sm-like protein LSm11
Biological process (GO): mRNA 3'-end processing by stem-loop binding and cleavage
Cellular component (GO): U7 snRNP
Molecular function (GO): U7 snRNA binding
Source: RefSeq, a predicted model, not a curated record